GACCAUGGUGGAGAGUGUUGGAUCAAGCCUGGACCUGAGAAAUGGAUUCCUCAGAGCUGUAAGACUUGUGACCAUGUUGAGGACUCCACACACUGGCUUCAGAUUGAACCCUUGACUUCCACUGUCCAGGGAGUGACAAUGUUCAGACACAGGACACCCAAAGGGAGUUAUGAGUGCACAGUGUCUGGGCUCCGCUGGCUGUGUGAGAGAGAUGUCGUUCUGAAGUAUCACUUCAGGACCUGGGAACCCUACAGUCAACUUCUAAAAGACAUGCAGUACACACAAGGUGGUCCAUUGCUGGACAUCACUGUGGAGUUAGGUGAACUGGAGGAAGUUCAUCUGCCACACUUUGUCUGUUUAGGGACCAACCCUUCCCGGUGGAAUGAGAUGAAGGUUCUUCAUGUAGAGGAACAUGGAGUGUCUUUAGAGGAAGUGCAUGAGGUCACCAGAUUCCAUGCUAAGAUUCUCCAUCCCAAGUUCUCAGCUAUCUCUCUGAUACUGAGAUUACUGUCUUGGAACGUAGACGUCCACUGUGACGUGGUCCUCUAUUUGGCAGUAAAAAGGUCAACAGUAAUUUCAAGGCUGUACCUGCUCCUCAGAAACUCCAGUCAGAAAGAGGCUGUUCAGGAACGGGAGAAAAAUCAGGUGUCCAAAGGAUAUUCAGAAUUGGUCCUGUCAAGUCCAAACGGGUCCUUAAAGCUGAACAGUUGGUUUGCGUUCAAGAAUCUCCACUCCACUUCCAUCAAUCCAGAGAAGAUUCAGCUGUUACCUGAAGACACCACACCAAGCUGUUGUAAGAUGAUCAUGAGAAACACAGGGGUUGACAUUGAGAUGGAGUUAAUCGGGGAUGAUGAGAGGACAGUAUGGAAAUCAGUGGUAUCAAAAGACGUAUACAGCAACGACUCUCAUCCAAUAUCAUUAACACUCUCUGGGAUUCCUGCUGAGGAGUUUCUGAAGAAACACAGGGCUGUACUCAUUCAGGGAGUCAAAAACCCAAUGCCGAUAGCAGAUGUUCUGUCGUCAAAGGACAUGAUUGGUGAUGAAGAGUACUCCAGAAUAACAGCUGAAACAACUGAACAGGAGCGAAUGAGAGAACUACUGAAUGCAGUCCUCCCUAAAGGACCAGAAGUGAUGGGAGCUUGUUUCAAAGCUCUCAGUGAACAUGAAUACCAUCUUGUUAAGUACUUGAGUGAAUCUAGCACCUAAUCUGAAGAUGCUGAGGCCUGUCUCCUAGUCUGUGGACAAAGACACUUCUCCACCUAAUCUGAAGAUCCUGAGGCCUGUCUCCUAGUCUGUGGACAAAGACACUUCUCCACCUAAUCUGAAGAUGCUGAGGCCUGUCUCCUAGUCUGUGGACAAAGACACUUCUUCACCUAAUCUGAAGAUGCUGAGGCCUGUCUCCUAGUCUGUGGACAAAGACACUUCUUCACCUAAUCUGAAGAUGCUGAGGACUGUCUCCUAGUGUGUUUACAAAGACAUUUAUUCACCUAAUCUGAAGAUGCUGAGGCCUGUCUCCUAGUCUGUGGACAAAGACACUUAAAUUAUUGUUAGGGAAAUUAUGUUUCCUUUUCUUUUAACAAAUGUCUGUAUUUUGUUAAUGUGCUGUUCUAUAAACCAAUGUGUGUUCAUCAAGUGGCUGACUGUACAAAUCCUCACUAUCAGUAGCUGUAAUUUGGCAGCAAGCCCAGAUGAUGUUUUGAGAACGAGAUAUCUCAGUUUCAAGGUCUCAGCUUAGAGAGAAGAAGACUGGUGAGGUGUUGGUCUGUCAAAUGCUAUGAAC
Salvelinus namaycush (lake trout) is the source of this 1780-nucleotide messenger RNA. RefSeq names its product NACHT, LRR and PYD domains-containing protein 1 homolog. The record is from RefSeq and is a predicted model, not a curated record. Lineage: Eukaryota; Metazoa; Chordata; Actinopteri; Salmoniformes; Salmonidae. Gene Ontology annotation, biological process: regulation of apoptotic process. The coding region runs from base 139 to 1206 and encodes 355 amino acids. The transcript is spliced from 10 exons.